Molecule: messenger RNA, 1335 nt
Organism: Didymodactylos carnosus
Lineage: Eukaryota; Metazoa; Rotifera; Eurotatoria; Philodinida; Philodinidae
Source: the annotation of a GenBank genome assembly
AUGGCUGACCAGUUCACCUUCAGUAUUAGCAAUCGACAUACUUCGAUUGAUUCUUUAGCUACAGCAACCACCACAUCGCUGACAAUUGUUUCUGCAUACUGGUCUUUUGACAAUAUAACAACUGAUUUGUACGGUGUUUACAAUGGUCAAACGGUUAAUGGCGCAACAUAUUCUCUGGCCUCAAGUAGCUACGUGGGUUACGGUGAAGCACUCAGUUUGACAUCGUCAUCAAGUCAAGCGUUUCAAGUCUCGACUCCAUUUCUUAAUCUGUCUUAUACGAGUUUCACUAUCGAAGCUUGGAUUUAUUCAACAACAAGUUACACAGGCGAUAAUGGUGUUUUCGGCCAAUGUCAAUGUUCAUCGUGUACAAACCAGUGUUUGUAUUUCAUUAUUCGAGCAAAUCGCUUGUAUAUUGGUUUUACAUACAACGAUUUGUCCGGUUCAUCGACUCUCACAAUUUCCACUUGGUAUCACAUUGCAUUUGUUUAUAAUUACCAGAACCAACAACAAAUCUUGUAUUUAAAUGGAUAUCAGGACAAUAUAAAGUCGAAUGCACAACCUUAUCAGGGAACAAAUGGAACUGUUCAGAUCGGUUCGACUCAAGUUUUCUUAUCAACAAACUAUUUCAACGGCUACAUUGACAAUGUGAAAGUGAGCACGCGGGCCAAAUCAGCGACAGAAAUUCUCAACGAUGCAUCUUUGACAGCCUAUUUUUCAUUUGAUCUACCUUACCCAAGCAAUGACAACGGACCAAAUGGAUUAAAUGGAACAUCGGCGAACACAGCAACAGUUACCGGACGUGUGAAUCAAGCAUUGGUUUUUACUGGUUCAUCGUCUUAUUUUCAAGUAUACGGUUUCUAUCAACUGUUCGGUCUUUAUUCUAACAAACCGUUUUCGAUUUCUCUGUGGGUAAAUCCAACGUCGACCACCAGUUGCUCAAUCAUUCAACAAUCGACCAAUCAGAGUGGUGGGACAUGUUUGAAUAUGAUCGGGGUCUGGUCAACUGCUAACUACGCGGGUCAACUAACUGUGCAAGGCUGGGCUUGGCCGACAAUAUAUGGCCCUUAUGUAACGGCAAAUACAUGGACACACAUCUCAUGGACAUACAGUGUGACAAACGGAUACUCGCUGUACGUCAACGGAGUUCUUUUCGGCAACACCGGUUCUAGUGGAUUUUCGGGUUCUGGCAGUAUAACAUGGCUUCAAAUUGGAUCCGGUCUGGCCUGCUCUUCUGGUUCCAUUCCAAAUACUGCGUAUCAGGGCGCAGUCGAUGAACUCUAUGUUCAUAAUCGAGAACUAUCGCAGACUGAAGUCACUACUCUUGCUAAUCCAUAA